Molecule: messenger RNA, 1545 nt
Organism: Trichophyton verrucosum HKI 0517
Lineage: Eukaryota; Fungi; Ascomycota; Eurotiomycetes; Onygenales; Arthrodermataceae
Exons: 5
Coding region: 1-1545 (514 amino acids)
Biological process (GO): proteolysis
Molecular function (GO): metalloaminopeptidase activity
Source: RefSeq, a predicted model, not a curated record
AUGGGAUCCAAGUCACCAGAAGGUCAUCGUCAGGGGCCAAAUGAACCGCCCACCGGUAGUGUGGCUGCUAUUAUCAACCCUCCCAAACCAGCUGCCGCAAGUGGACUUGUUCAAGGCGUGCUUGACGGAGAUGAUGACGAUGAGGAAGGGGACAAUGAUGACCAUCAAAAUAUCGGAACUGACCUGAAGUCCGGUAGCCAGCCGAACAAUGAUGGCAAGAAGAGAAAAAGAAAGAACAACGAGAAGAAAAAGAAGAAGACGGCAAAGGGGCAACAGACAACUCCCCCACGAGUGCCGCUACCCAGCAUCUUUCAUGAUCAGCGAUACCCAGAGGGCGAGAUUGUCGAAUAUGCCGCUUGCAAUGACAACCUUCAACGCACAACUGCAGAAGAACUUCGUCAUCGGGCUGCUAUCAAAAACAUGAACGACGAGUUUCUGACUGACUAUCGCCAAGCUGCUGAAGUUCAUCGUCAGGUCCGUCAGUACGUACAGUCAAUCACGAAGCCUGGUGUUUCACUGAGCGAGCUUGCACAUGAGAUUGAGACUGGUGUUCGCGCACUUACUGGUCACGAAGGAAUUGAAACUGGCGAUGCUUUAAAAGCUGGCCUAGCAUUCCCAACCGGGCUCUGCCUCAAUAAUGUGGCUGCUCACUGGACCCCUAAUCCUGGGGCCAAAGAGGUUAUCCUCCAGCAUGAUGAUGUCUUGAAAAUAGACUUUGGAGUUCAUGUCAAUGGAAGAAUUGUAGACAGCGCCUUUACUAUGGCUUCUAACCCUGUUUACGAUAAUCUACUUACAGCCGUGAAAGCAGCUACCAAUACCGGACUCAAGGAAGCUGGUAUUGAUGCUCGAAUUGAUCAUAUUAGUGGAGAAAUCCAAGAAGUGAUGGAAAGUUAUGAAGUUGAAAUCAAUGGGAAGGUCAUUCCUGUGAAGGCCCUUCGUAGUCUUACUGGUCAUAACAUUCUGCGCUACAAGAUCCAUGGCGAAAAGCAAGUCCCCUUUGUCAGGUCAAAGACCACCCAACGCAUGGAAGAAGGUGAUGUCUUUGCUAUUGAGACUUUUGGAAGUACUGGAAAGGGCUAUACCCGGGAUGAAGUCGGGGUAUAUGGUUACGGGCUCAACGAACAUGCUAGCACUGCUGGUCUUCAUUAUGCAUCUGCCAAGUCACUGUUGAAGACCAUCCGUGAGAAUUUCGGAACGCUGGUAUUUUCUAGGCGAUAUCUUGAGCAUAUGGGGGUGAAGAACUAUCAUCUUGGUAUGAGGUCGCUCAUUUCAAAUGAUAUCGUAGAAUGCUAUGCACCGCUCGUUGAUGUUCCAGGGUCAUAUGUUGCGCAGUUCGAACAUACAAGAGGUGAACAAUUUGGUAUCGCAUUCAACAUUCUUUACAACAUAGUUAAUCGUGUCAAACAAACGCUCAUUUUAUCUCCAAACAUUAUCAAGGCACAAGCUACUACUAAACAUAUAAUUUCUGGAUCAUAUCGUGGUAACGUUGCGUAUUCCAGCUACGAGGCUGAGAGUCGAUUUGGUAUGCUGGUCGAGGAUGUCUAA